Molecule: messenger RNA, 6426 nt
Organism: Lethenteron reissneri (Far Eastern brook lamprey)
Lineage: Eukaryota; Metazoa; Chordata; Hyperoartia; Petromyzontiformes; Petromyzontidae
Product: polypyrimidine tract-binding protein 2-like
Biological process (GO): mRNA processing
Cellular component (GO): nucleus
Molecular function (GO): RNA binding
Source: RefSeq, a predicted model, not a curated record
GGAUGAGGGGAGGGGGGUAACGGGGUAACGAGGGGAGGGGGGUCCCGCGUGUCUGCCCCCCCCCUCAACUCAUCAUCACGACGACAGAUCCGCGAAUCGAUUUCACGGCGCGGGCUCGGAGCUCGCACAGCCGCGCGGCGCUUGCUGACAGCGCGGGUCUCUCUCUCUUCGCUCUCCUGCGGCUCUUCGUCGCCGAGCUCGGCAAGCCGACGAACGAGGCGACGAACGAGGCCGCGCUGAGCCGCGCUGAGGCGGCCUGGAGGCUGCCGCCAGCGCGCAGGAAUCGGCGCCGCCUCUCCGCGUGCCCCGAAUCGACGGCGUCUUUGGUCGGCCGCCAUUUGCCGCCGUCGCUGCUGCUGCCGUGAGGCCCCGCGCCGCCGCCAUGGACAUGGACGGCAAUAGUCGAUCAGAUAUGGGAUCACCUGCUGGUUCAAAGAGGGGACCGGAUAAUCUCUACUCUGCUAGUGCUCCUAAGAAUGGCUCCACUGCCGAGGGCAGCGAGAGCAAGAAGUUCAAAGGGGACUCGAGCGACGAGCUGCCCUCCAAGGUGCUGCACAUCCGCAAGCUGCCGGAGAACGCCACGGAGGCCGAGGUGGUGACGCUGGCGCUCCCUUUCGGCCGAGUCACCAACAUCCUCAUGCUGAAGGGCAAGAGCCAGGCGUUCCUGGAGAUGGCCUCGGAGGAGGCGGCCGUGGCGGCCGUGACGUUCUACAGCACGGACCCGCCCGUGCUGCGCAACCAGCCCGUCUACGUGCAGUACUCCACCUACAAGUCCCUCAAGACCGACAACUCCGCAUACCAGGCGAAGGCCCAGGCGGCCAUGAUGGUGGCGAACGGCUCGGACAGCGAGGAGACCAACUCGGCUGCCCCCCAGAGCCCGAUCCUGCACAUCAUCGUGGAGAACCUGCUCUACCCCAUCACCCUGGAGGUCCUCCACCAUGUGUUUUCUAAGUACGGCACAGUCCUGAAAAUCAUAAUUUUCAACAAAAACAGCCAGUAUCAAGCCCUGAUGCAGUUUGCGGAUGCCAGUAACGCACAUCAAGCUAAAACGAUGCUGGACGGGCAGAACAUUUACAAUGGCUGCUGCACGCUGCGCGUGGGCUUCUCGCGCCUCACCAACCUCAACGUCAAGUACAACAACGAGAAGAGCCGCGACCUCACUCGGCCCGACCUGCCGGCCGGCGAGGGCCAGGGCCCGUUCCCCCCGAUGCGCGCACAAGGCAAGGAGACCUCCCUGCUCGGCGUGCGCGAGUGCAACGCUGCCAUUCUGCGUAAUCUCCUUGGUUCGCUUCACGGGAACAGCAAUCAUCGGCGUUGCUCAGCAUCUGGCGAAUUAUCCUUCACUGCAACUGCUGAAGACGAAACAUAUCACAAUUGUAACCCAGCCCUCAUUCACGGAGGCUUCCCCAACAUGUCCCAGUCUGCAGAUUUAAACCCGCGGCAUUCUCAAAACUACUUCCCCCAUUCUCCGGGCUUGCCGAGCGGCGUUGGCGGGAGGCUGCCCGGUGGCCUCCCUGGUGGCAUGGGCUCCUCCUUCGGCUUCCCGGGCAUGAUGGGGCCGCGCCUGGGCCUGCCCCCGCCCACGCCAUCCAGAGGCGGCGGCGGCGGCGGCGGCGGUGGCGGCGGGAUGCCGGGCCUCCCCGUCAACUCCCCAGUGCUGCUGACGAGCAACCUCAAUGCCGAGGCGGUUACGCCUCAAAGGCUCUUUAAUCUGUUCGGCAUGUUUGGCGACGUGCUGCGCGUGAAGAUCCUCUACAACAGGAAGGACACGGCGCUCAUCCAGAUGGCCGACUCCAACCAAGCGCAGAUCGCCAUGAGCCACCUGAACGGGCAGCGGAUGUACGGCAAGCCGAUACGCGUGACGAGCUCGCGCUACCAGACGGUGCAGCUGCCGCGCGACGGCUCCGACUCCCUGACGCGCGACUUCUCCGACUCGCCGCUGCACCGCUUCCGCCGCAUGGGCGCCAAGAACUUCCACCACAUCUUCCCUCCCUCCGUCACGCUGCACCUCUCCAACAUCCCAUCCUCGGUGUUGGAGGAUGAUCUGAAGACCCUUUUUGAGAGCAAUGGCUGCGUAGUGAAGGCACUCAAGUUCUUUGCCACCGACCACAAGAUGGCCCUCGUCCAGAUGGAAUCGCUGGAGGAGGCCAUCCAGACGCUGGCCGAGUUGCACAACCACGAGCUGGAGAAGAACCGCCUGCUGCGCGUCUCCUUCUCCAAGUCGGUCAUCUGAGCGGUGCCGUGCCGGGGGGGGGCGGGCUGCGGCACCGCCGCCGCCGUCCGCAGCCUCUCGAGCCGGAGGGCCCCUCCACUCUCCGGGAAGUCGGCGGUCAGAUUCCCCCUUUGCUCCAACAUCCAUUCCUGUCGCCCGCCCCACCUGUCUCUCCGUAUUAAAGUGAAUUUGAAUGUUGAGGGUGUGCCCGGUUUAUCACCAGUUAGAUCUCACUGAGUCAUUCAAAUCGACCAGAAAGAGAACCGCCUCUUAGCAAGUAAAGUAUUCACCCGUGAGAUCGUGUGCUGCUGCUGCACUCGCUGAUGACAGGUAGCUGGGAUCUCCAACACGAGCAGCCUUCACGCUUCACUUGUGAAGCGGCCAGCUUCCCGCCGCGGGGGCACGGCCGGCGUGUGGCCCGGCCAAGGUGUGGGCGGCGCCGCCGUUGCUGCGGUUGUGAAGCCGCGAGGUUCCGCGUGGCUCUCCCGUCACACGCGGAGACACGGAGCACGACAGUGAAACGCGUCCAUGCCGGUGGCUUCGGUAAUCAGUGCCUUCGUUUGAAUGCAAAUUUCUCAUGAUUUGGCACUUUUUCCAAUUACAAACUCAUCCCUGCAGCCUCUGCACCCGAACCCUAAACUGUUUCGACAUCAUUGCCUUAACAUGCCCUUCGACUCUUAAACGGGGCUGCAUUGAUGCGUUCCACAAUUUAUCAUUGCGGUUUUUUGUUGUUGCAAAUAAACAGUUUGAGUACGGAGUUAAGUGUGAGAUCGGCUCCUUACGUUGAACACUUCAAGGUUAAUCGUCAUUCUUGCUCCAAACACUGGAGGGAGUGAUGCAUUGUGGCGGGGAGCAAGGCUGCGCGCCGCAGGGAUGUCUCCGCACCACUGGUUGUUCUGUCCAUGGCCGCGUGGUCACAGGCCGCUCUGGGUGCCUCUCUCCGGCGGCACUGCACCACCACAUCCAGUGCUGUGGAGCCCUGUUUUGUAUUUUAACUUUUUGCAAAGGGAAUCUUCAAACCCAAUAACCAUCGCACACUAUCCGAGCAUUUUGGUGAUAACCGUCGGUUACACGUACAUGUUUUGAGGGUUGCAGUUGCUUUAUGUCACGAGACUGUAGUACGAUGCAUAAGCUAUCGUGUUAAACGUUAGGAGCGUCUGUUUUAGGUAAGUUGUACUAAUGUCGUAGAAAUUGCAGCGUAACAGUGAUGCCAGUGAUGCCAGUGUUUGAGGGUUUAGCUCGCGACUCGUCUCCGCGUGAUUUUUCGGCACGACGUGGAUGCCAAGGAAGUUUUGUGCCGAGUAGAAACGAGAGCUCGUGAGCGCUACGAUGACCUCUCGGGACACCGGCGCAUGCCGCCAGGCGCGUGCGGCCAGGCACGCGCCUCUCCGCGUGUGCUCGCGCCGUGUUGCUCGGACCGAUGUCCGACGUUUCGCUGCGCGUGCCGGGAGCCUGCAUUGUGCCGAACGACCCGCGGCGUCGCAACCCGAGAACUCGUCGUGAGAGCGGCGCAGCGCCAAGCGCCAAACCCUGGGCAGCCGUACGGCACCGAUCAAUUGGUUCGCCUGCUCCGGAGCCAGAGGCACGGAGCUCGCAGUGGCGGCGAUCGCUCCGAUCUGUUGGGUCCCCUCGGGGAGGAGCUGCCUCGUGCUGCCCCCCAUGGUGGUCGAGGAGGAGGACCCCGAGGGCACGGUGGUGGUGGUGCGCUCAGAUUGAGACGCCGUAAAAUCGCCGCGUAGCCGUCGCGGAGACUGCUGCCCCUGCUAGGAUCUUGAGAGGCACCCGCGUGGGAAAGUGAACCUUUUAAAUAUUCGGGUGAAUAUCUUGAAUUGUCAGGUAGGUUUCAAACAGGUUAACCUUGACAUAACCUGCUGUAUCCGUGGAUGCCUGGCACCAGCAGUCAUUGUUGUCUGCAUGCAUUUGCCAGACAUGACACUGCAUGCGAAUGAGUCCUUGUGUUCACCAGCAUAGAGAGCAUGCACAGUUCCGUGUUUGACAAGAAACGCGUGAUGAUUUUGGUCCUCGCCUACUACGGGAUUUAUCAUCACAAUUGCAGAUACAAUGUGAUGGUUAUCAUUGAGAGUAUAUGCACAAGCUGCACGUUAUAGGGUUGCCGCCAACUGGUCUGGGUUUGACCCGGACCGUUUGGGAAUUGGCAGACCAAGGUCUCGUUCCGGUCGUGUGUUGAACUUCGUUGAGGUGAACUGCACCGUUCUGAUGGACCAAAGCGGACCGAGAACUAUGCCCGGGUUUGGUCUACAGUGGACAGAGGCCGAGUGCCAGCACGGCCGCCACUGUGCGGGCGAGGAAUGCGCCGAUCCCAGGUGGCACCGCCGCAGCGCACACGACAUCACCCCUCUUGGCACAGCAGAAGCGUCCUCAACUGGCAGACUCCCUCCGGUGGUGGCACGGGAUAGUCGCUUUAAUCUCCGCCUGCGUGCCCAGCGGUGUCGCUCUUGCGUCUGAGACGAGAGGGAGAAUUGAGAAUUGGCGUUCGAGACGCCGCAGUCCCCAACGUCCGUUCGCGUGGCGGCGACGCGCCCAGGCGAGGGACAACGCGGACACGUCCACGGGGCUUCGCUUCCUGUGUGUGUGGGGGGUGAACAGCUGUUCUCGUUGGCGAAGGAGACCACUGCCACGAUCCCCCCAAGUCGGUUGUCUCUGCAGCGGUCAUUCAAAUCAUUCUACACAAAGUGAAUUUCCUCUUAAAAACCUGGGUGUCUGAAGGUAACAUUUCAGCUUGAAGGAUCACUUACCGUGCUAGUAUGGUCAAAAAUGUUCACAAUUUACACAAACUCGCGAGCAGAAUGUUUUACUUUGAUAAUUGAUGUGAUGCACACGACGAGCAAUUCUGCCAAAGCUUGCGAAGCUUGUAUGUCUACCCGACAAGGUAAUCGCCGUUUAAACAACCCGCGUCGUUCACUUACCUCUGUCGUUGACACGUGGCUCGAGCGACUUGCUGCAGUGUUGCUGGAAUUGUUGCUCGUGAACUGCGUCAAGUCACGUGUACGCUUUGCAGGGGAGGACGUUUACAGCAUCGAGUUGUAAACAUCGUUGUGGAUUAACUGCCAUGCUAAGACGUGACAUACAACAGCUGAUGCUACGACCGUGUUCUCCAGAUUAUGAGUGCUGCGGACAGUAACACGGCACGCCCAAAGUUGUGCCCCGUGUCAGAAGCACAAAUCUGGUCAAAGAUCCCCCGUGUCGCCUGAACAGACUUGGCCAACACGGGGGUGUCGGUGGCUAGCACCACGCCCGGCCGCCUUUGUCUCUCCACCGCUGAUAUUAAAACACCGCACCGGGCAUAUAUUUGAUGCCGAGUCCAGUUCUAUUAUCGCUUGAUGUUAGCCGUGAGCGGGAAUGGACCGCGUGUUGCGUGCGGAUCGCUCCGCACCAGGAGCAACGGGGCUGCUUAGACCCCAGGGGGAGGCAGCCAAAAUAACAAGUGGAGACAUUGUUUUCGAAUUCGGUGAAUUAAAAAAAAUGACCAUUCAAAAGCCGCACUGCACUGUGGUGAAUACGAAACGGCCCUUGGUAAAUGACGUCACGAAGCAGCCCUUCCAGAGGCGCCGGUUCCUGCCCCGUGGCGUCGUGCGGAGAAUUCGGUCGUGGCCCAGCAGAGUCCACGAUGGCAUGGACGCAGCCCACCCCCUCCUGGGGCACGACGCUCUUGCCUGCUUGUUCAUUGAACAUCGUAAGUUGUUUAGAUUGCUGUGCUUUUAAAUUCCCAGGACAAACUCUUAAUUUGAACUUAUUUUCGAAGUAAUUGAAAGUCUGUGACAACAACCGGUUAUGGUGAACUUAUUUCGCAGUUGUCCCGUACCUGCAUGCGCAGUGGCUCGCACCUGCAGCAACGAUCAAUCCCACAGCCCAAGAACAGCGUUGCUGGAAGAGUUCACGGCACCGUCGCAUCCCACAUUGGAGCGUUGGGUGGUUUCGCGCUUUGAUUGCCGCUUCUCGUUAUUUGCCUCACAAACUGCUUUGGCGAUGAAACUUUGUGAUGAUGGUUUAAGCCUUCGUGUAGUUUGUGAUAAGCCCGUUUGGGGGUUCGUGUAAUGUCAGAUUUUAAAAUGUCCUUGUAAACCAUCGCAAACUUUGAAAUCUCUGCUUUGUAGAAUUAGAGGUGUGUGAUGUUUAUUAACCCCCGUGGUGUUAGCCAAGGCUGCGGUAUUGACUGUUUUUUCCGUUUCUAAAUAAACAUUCUGAAAAUUUCA